Molecule: messenger RNA, 3625 nt
Organism: Neodiprion fabricii
Lineage: Eukaryota; Metazoa; Arthropoda; Insecta; Hymenoptera; Diprionidae
Product: leucine-rich repeat-containing protein 24-like
Exons: 3
Coding region: 1497-3398 (633 amino acids)
Cellular component (GO): extracellular matrix
Molecular function (GO): protein binding
Source: RefSeq, a predicted model, not a curated record
GUAGGUCGGGGUGGAAGCUAGAGCGAGAGAAGGAGAAAGAGAGGAGGAUUUCAUUGAACGCCCCCAGAAUUCGUUGGUGGUGCCCUCUUAGCUGUGCGGCGGCGGGCGGCAACGCUGCGUCAUCCCCCUCGGCGCCCCUCAUCGCGAAGCGGAAAGCGUCGAGAGGAGAGACAAGGAGAGGGAAACAGGGAGCCCGCGGGAUUCACUGCUGCUGCUGCCGUGCCGAACCUGCGUCGGAGUGCCUCUCGACGUCGCGGAAAAUAUCGCACGUACCUUGGAAUUUCAAUAAGUACACAACAGAGGGACGACAGUUCUGCAGUCGCAGUGCCGGUGGAAGUGGAAGUGGAUGUGGAAGUGGCUACGCUGUCGCGCUCGGCGAUGUCCACCACCGGAUCGGGAUGCUCAAAGCUCUGCACCCGGCCUGGAUUAGGGUUGCAGUCGGUCUAAACGCGCUCUCGAUUCUCACCUUCUGCACGUUUCUAUCAUCGCUGGAGGAGGAGAAAGGAGGAGGAAGAGGAGGAGGAGAAGAAGGAGGACCAGGAGGAGGAGAAGGAGGAGGAGGACGAGGAGAAGGAAGAGUGCGUCAUUAUUUGUGAAAACAGUUUUCAUACAGAAGAGUAUCGUCUUCCUCGUCUCGACAACGUGCGGCUGCUGUUUCUGGUGAAAAAACGUCCCGCUUCUCGUCAACCAAAGACGCAGACUUUACUCUGGAAUAUCCGAUCGCUUGGUGAACGUGCGGUGCGUGACUGAAGCGGUAUCGAGUGGAGCCCGGUAAUUGGUCGUUACUUUAUUUUUCACAUUCGGCGAUUAUUUGCCAAUUUUCAUACACACCGAGGAUUGCUACAGCAGCCUAGUUUCAUGAGAAACUGCUAAGCGCCGCGUCGUUGAAGAAUCUACGCUAACAAAUCCGUCCAAACAGCGGACGCAGCGACGAGACAAAGAGGUUUUAUCAUUCAUGAUCAUCGACGUUUCGACGGUGCGGUGAUUCGUUUGAUUAAUUACCUGCAUCAACCUCUCCACAUUCCUCGUGUGAAACUCGACCCGGCGAAAAAUAAAUCGCGAGAAAUCGAUAUCCCCGUGUUGUAACGGUGAACGAGAGAGAGAGAGAGAGGGUGGGCGGGGAAGGGGGAGAGAGAGGGAGAGCGAAAGCCCCGAGGUGCACAGAAUCCUGCACAAAUGAGGGAUGUCAAAUUCAAGAAAUACCAUAAUGUCGAGGAAAGGGCUGACCGAGGCUGCUUCCUUCUCCACGAGCGGAGGAUAUCGCUCGAACGAUUCUCUGCGCUGUUAAAUGUUUAACGACGUCGAAACAGAAGCAGAAGCGGAGGAAGAAGAAGAAGAAGGAGAAGAAGAAGAAGAAGAAGAAGAAGAAAAUCUCUAUGUGAUUCGCCUCGGCGAUUGUUUGGCGAUAGUGGCGAGCCGUGGGGAGGACUGGAUGGCCAGGAAGCCCUCGAGGUAGAACUUGAUACUGAACUUUGGCGAAAGAGAAAGCGCGUGUUAUGUGCGCGACGCAUACACACCCUCUACGAGGGCGGAUACUGCUCGCCCUCUUCCUCCUGAUAACGAGUUUCACCCUGCUCUCGUCGGCGGUGGCUUUUCCCGACUGGACGGACUGCCCGGCGGUUUGUAGGUGCAAAUGGACAUCCGGUAAGAAGUCGGCGCUGUGUCCGGACGCCGGGCUAACGACGCUGCCGGCCUCCCUCGACCCGGACAUGCAGGUCCUCGACCUCUCAGGAAACAAGAUAAUAUCGCUGUACGCGGACAUGUUCAACCGAGCCGGUCUGCUGAACCUGCAGCGGGUGUUCCUGAGGAACGCGGGGAUAUCGAGGAUCGACAAGGACGCCUUCAGGGAGCUCAGGAUCCUCGUCGAGGUCGACCUCUCCGACAACCAGAUCGAGACUCUCGACCCGGAAACCUUUCUCGGCAACGAGAGACUCAGGAUAUUGAUCCUGAGCGGCAACAAGCUCGUCAAGCUGACGGGACCUCAGUUCCCGUCGCUGCCCCACCUCAGGAACCUUGAACUGCAACGGUGCUCCCUCACCGAGAUCCACAGCCUGGCCUUCGCCCGGGUCACCGGGCUCGAGACGCUACGGCUGGAGGGAAACCAGCUCGAGUACGUCGAGGCGUUGGCUUUCCUGCCGCUGACGCACCUCAAGACCCUCAGCCUGGACGGCAACCCCUGGAGCUGCGACUGCCGUCUGCGAAAGCUGCGAGUCUGGCUCGCACCGAACCGGCUCUACUCGGUUCCCCAGAAGUGCGAGGCGCCUCCGAGGCUGGAGGGGCGCCGAUGGGAGGAGGUCAAGCCUCAGGAGUUCGCCUGCAGCCCGGAAGUGACGCUCACCGCGAACUCCUUCCAGGAGGAGAUGAGCGGAAACCUGAGCUUGGCCUGCGUCGUUACGGGCGAUCCGGAGCCGGAGAUCUGGUGGCUCUUCAACGGGAGUCCGCUAAACGUGACGCGGGGUGAUCAGGUGUUCGUGACCGAGGAGACCUACAACGGAUUCCGGAAGUGGAACAACGUCACCCUCUACAACGCCAGCGAGAGCGACGCCGGGGAGUACAGCUGCGUCGGCAGCAACCUCGCGGGGCUCGGCAAGGACACCGUCAGCAUCGUCAUUCCCCGCGUCUACACCGCCCCGACUCUUUCCCAGACCGACACCUGGCUGCUAUGGGUUAGCCUGGCCGGCGGUGGCGCCGCCGCCCUCUGCGCGUCCCUCAUCGCCGUCAUCCUCGCCGUCUGCCUCUGCGGCUCCAGGCAGAAGAGCAAACGGAAGAAGGUCAAGCUCCAGGGAAGCGCCAGCUUCGGGGACCAGGAAAAGAAACUGCUGGACCUUUCCUUGACCACCACUACCAACGAGAGAAUCAGCGGAAGACCGAGCCUCGAGGCUGUAAGUAUCACGUUUCGCAUCAAGAGCAGCCCGGGUGACAUAGAACUGGCGGAAAGGAGUUCGUCGCUCUGCGAUCCGCCGGUGAACGUGACGGUGGAGAGACACUGCAGGGAGAUGCACAGCCACCUGCCGACGGUCUUCCCACCCCCGCCCGAAUUCACAACGAGUAUCUUGCCCGCGGGGGUAUUCGGCAACAUAUUUAUCUCGGUGUCGCUCGCCCAGGACGGUGAGCGGCGAUACCCCGACCUCCUCGACAUCCCGGUACACGCCAGCAUCUCGGACAAGUCCGCGGGCCAACCGGCGCCGAUACCGACGACCUCGAUUUUGUCGGGAUUCGCGACCCUGCCCCGAAGGCCCCUCCGCGUCUCCGACCUCAGCUCGCCCUACGACAAUAUGGGGCCGAGAGUAACGGCCACCGGAAGUUCGACUUUCUCCCUCACGGACCCGGAUCUUCGAUUGUCGCCCCCGCCGCCCACGCUGGUCAUUCAACCUCCCAUAGAAUUCGUUUCCCUGUAACAAAUCUCGGCGCGCGAUUCAGGAUCAACGGGAUUCUAUAACGUGUUUCUUUACGUGAGGCCGACUGUGAGGGAGUACGCCCGUCGCAUGGAUGUACGUGUGCGCGGAUACUGUGUCUACGUAGGUAUAUGCGUGUACGUUAUAUUAUAUACGUUUCGUAUAAUAUACGUAUAGGUAUGUACGGUCGAGUGGAGAGAAAAAAAAAAAAAAUUAUUUCAGUAUUGUUU